AUGACGACUGCCGUUCCAGGGCCGGUAGCCGAGAAGAAAGACGACAGUAACGACGAGGUUGAGGUUGAAGAGGGCGGUGGGAAGAGGAAGCUGAAGAGGAGCCAAGAGACUGACACGCCUGCCACAACGGCGCAGCUGACGAUCAGUACAAAAGUGGACGUGGGUGUCUCCAUGAUGAGCGCGAUCCAGCCGCGUGAAAUAUAG
Molecule: messenger RNA, 204 nt
Organism: Sporothrix schenckii 1099-18
Lineage: Eukaryota; Fungi; Ascomycota; Sordariomycetes; Ophiostomatales; Ophiostomataceae
Exons: 1
Coding region: 1-204 (67 amino acids)
Source: RefSeq, a predicted model, not a curated record